Messenger RNA from Diospyros lotus (date-plum), 2277 nucleotides. RefSeq names its product SNW/SKI-interacting protein A-like. The record is from RefSeq and is a predicted model, not a curated record. Gene Ontology annotation, cellular component: spliceosomal complex. Gene Ontology annotation, biological process: mRNA splicing, via spliceosome. Bases 217 to 2022 code for a protein of 601 amino acids. NCBI's taxonomy places the organism in Eukaryota, Viridiplantae, Streptophyta, Magnoliopsida, Ericales, Ebenaceae. The transcript is spliced from 2 exons.
CGUUGGCGGAAAGCCUCAACCAAAGCCGAGUCCUAUAAUCCUAUUUGGAUGUGGUGUAUGUAUGUCAUACAGACACACCGGUGUUUAACAGGAUCAGAAUUUCAUUCGAGUCCGACUUGUUUUAGAAGCUGGGCCGUCGAUCAGCGAUUUCACGCCGUAGGGUUUUUCUGUGCUGAAGUUUGGGGCUUAUACUAGUUGUUGGAUAAGGGUUUCGCUAUGGCAGCUCUCAAGGAUCUUCUUCCACCGGUGAAGUCAUCUGGAUCUGCAUACUAUGAUCACUCCAAUGAUCCAUGGUUCAAGCAGAGGUACAGCGCUGCGGAAGCUGAACGUGCAGUGACUAUCAAGGCCAAUCCAGUGCCACCUUACCUGAAACGUGAUGGGUUUCGCCCCUCUAAGCCUGAGGAUUUUGGUGAUGGUGGGGCAUUUCCAGAAAUUCACUAUGCCCAGUACCCUCUUGGUAUGGGUAGGAAGACUGAUGCUAGACCUGGUCAGAAGACAUUGCCAGUCACAGUUGAUGAGCAUGGUAAUGUGACCUUUGAUGCAAUUGUGAAGCAGAACGAAAAUGCUUUAAAGAUAGUCUAUUCCCAGCACCGAGACCUUGUGCCAAAGAUUUUAAAAAAUGAGAAUGACGAGGAACAGGACUUGGAUGAGUUGCAGAAAGAGAUUGAGGAGACAACCGAGCAGACAAAAGCUGAGCUGGAGAAGAUUGUGAACAGGAGGUUGAGUGCUGCUCAACCGAAAAAUGUCCCAACGCAGUCUUCUGAUUCAAAAUUCAUUAAGUAUAAGCCAUCACAGCAGAAUGCAGAUUUUAAUUCCGGUGCAAAGGAGAGGAUUAUCAGGAUGGUGGAGAUGCCUGUGGACCCACUAGAGCCACCAAAAUUCAAGCACAAAAGGGUUCCAAAGGCCUCUGGCUCUCCUCCUGUGCCAGUAAUGCACUCUCCACCACGCCCUGUGACUGUGAAGGACCAACAAGAUUGGAAAAUUCCACCAUGUAUUUCCAACUGGAAGAACCCUAAAGGGUAUACAAUCCCACUUGACAAACGGCUUGCAGCAGAUGGUAGGGGGCUUCAGGAGGUUCAGAUUAAUGAUAAUUUUGCAAAGUUGUCAGAAGCACUAUAUGUUGCGGAACAGAAGGCUAGGGAGGCUGUUGCGAUGAGGUCAAAGGUUCAAAAGGAGAUGAUGAUGAAGGAGAAGGAAAGAAAAGAACAGGAAUUGCGUGCCUUAGCUCAGAAAGCACGAGCUGAGAGGACAGGUGCAGCUCCCCCGGCUGCUGUUCCAAUGCCUUCUGACAAGAGUGUGAUGGAUGAUGCUGAUAUGAGGGGAGAAUAUGAGCGUGUCAAAGAGAAGGAUAUCCCAAAGGAGACAAAGGAGGAAAGGGAGGAGAGGUUGCACAGAGAGAAAAUUCGUGAGGAGCGACGCCGUGAGAGGGAGAGGGAAAGAAGAUUGGAGGCCAAAGAUGUGGCAAUGGGAAAGAAGAGCAAGAUUACAAGAGAUAGAGACCGUGAUAUCAGUGAGAAGGUUGCUCUUGGGAUGGCAUCUACUGGCGCAGGAAGAGGGGGUGAGGUUAUGUAUGACCAGAGAUUGUUCAACCAGGAGAAGGGGAUGGAUUCUGGGUUUGCUACCGAUGAUCAAUACAAUGUCUAUGACAAGGGCUUGUUCACAGCUCAGCCCACUCUUUCUACCCUGUACAGACCUAAGAAGGAUAUGGAUGGCGACAUGUAUGGAGGUGCAGAUGAACAGCUGGAGAAGAUUAUGAAGACUGAUCGCUUCAAACCUGACAAGGCAUUUGCUGGCACCUCUGAAAAGACUGGCCCUAGAGACAGGCCUGUUGAAUUUGAGAAAGAAGCAGAAGAGGCUGAUCCAUUUGGUUUGGAUCAGUUCUUGACAGAGGUGAAGAAGGGUAAAAAGGCCAUGGACAAAAUUGGCAGUGGAGGAACUAUGAAAGCCAGUGCUGGGUCAUCUAUGCGAGAAGGCCACGACGGAUCAAGCAGAUCUCGUAUUGCUUUUGAAAGAGGGCGAUGAAGCGGAUUUUCAGCCGGCUUUUUGGUGUCAUAUGUUAUUGCUUCUUUUAAGUGUCCUGGUUUGUUUAUGCGUUCGUUGCUUGAUUUGGGAAGGCAAGCAUGAACAACUUGUAUUUGUUGGCAAAAUAUUCGGAUCUUUGUGUGGGAGAUGAUUUGGCCAGGCUACUGCAUUUGACUAUGCCAGCUGUCUACUGUUGUGUUGAUAUACUUAUUAUCAUUCUAUUGAUGCAACAACUACUCGUUUCUAGAUUAGAAA